AUGACAACAGAAGCCACCAACAAGUGCACCAUCAUUGAUGGCAAAAAGACAGCAGCCACGAUCCGUCAAGAACUCAAGGAAGAAAUUGAGUCUUUGGCCCAAUCGCACAAUGGCAUUGUUCCGGGACUUGCCGUCGUCUUGGUGGGCAAUCGAGUCGAUUCGGCCACAUAUGUGAGAAUGAAGAAAAAGGCUGCUGUCGAAAUUGGGAUUCAUUCCAUUGAUGUCACCUUGCCAAUCACCAUUUCGCAACAAGACCUCAAGGCAGAAAUUGAGAAGCUGAACCAGGACCCCAAGGUUCAUGGGAUUCUCGUUCAAUUGCCACUUCCAGAGCACAUCAAAGAGUCUGAAAUUCUCAUGGCGAUAGAUUACACCAAAGAUGCCGAUGGAUUUUCUGCACGAAACAUUGGCAACAUGUGGUUGGGGCGUGGGACAGGAGAUCCACCCUUGGCCAUUCCCUGCACUCCUGCUGGAUGCAUCGAUUUGUUGCAACGUUAUGAAAUUGAUAUCACUGGUAAGGAAUGUGUUGUGCUGGGUCGGAGUAAUAUUGUGGGCAUGCCAGUAGCUGCCCUCUUGCAGUCCUGCAAUGGAACCGUCACAGUUUGUCACUCUCGGACCAAGAACAUUCCCGAAAUCAUUGGUCGGGCCGACAUUUUGAUUGCUGCCAUUGGCAAACCCGAAUACGUCCGCGGAGAGUGGCUCAAGCCAGGAGUCGUCAUUGUGGAUGUGGGUAUCAAUGACAAGCCCGAUGCUACCAAGAAGCGGGGAUACCGAUUGGUCGGAGACGUCCACUACGACGAAGCGUUGCAAAAGGCCAGUGCCAUUACGCCGGUUCCAGGAGGUGUGGGCCCAAUGACCAUUGCCAUGCUCAUGAAAAAUACCGUCAAUUUGUGCCGUCACUCGUUGGGACUUCCACGAUUGACACUCCGAAACAAGAUUCAUAGAUCUUUGAGUCAUCGAGACUUUGUUCACACCACCAUCCACACUACCCCUGAUGCUGCUGCUGCGAAUGGCACAAAUUAA
Molecule: messenger RNA, 1020 nt
Organism: Cylindrotheca closterium
Lineage: Eukaryota; Bacillariophyta; Bacillariophyceae; Bacillariales; Bacillariaceae
Source: the annotation of a GenBank genome assembly